UUCCUCGCCUCACAGCUGCCUUAAAUCCCCCCCUCCCUCGCUCCUGUGCACGCGCCCCCAACGGUCGCCGAGUAACGAUGCAGUUUAUGUUGCUUUUUAGUCGUCAGGGAAAGCUGAGACUUCAGAAGUGGUAUGUCCCGUUAUCUGACAAAGAAAAGAAGAAAAUUACAAGGGAACUUGUUCAAACGGUCUUAGCCCGUAAACCGAAAAUGUGCAGCUUUCUUGAGUGGAGAGACCUGAAGAUUGUCUACAAAAGGUAUGCAAGCCUUUACUUUUGCUGUGCCAUUGAAGAUCAGGAUAAUGAGCUAAUAACCCUGGAAAUAAUUCAUCGUUACGUAGAAUUGCUUGAUAAAUACUUUGGCAGUGUAUGUGAACUUGAUAUCAUCUUUAAUUUUGAGAAAGCUUAUUUUAUUUUGGAUGAAUUUCUUUUGGGUGGGGAAGUUCAGGAGACCUCAAAGAAAAAUGUUCUUAAAGCCAUUGAACAGGCAGAUUUGUUACAGGAGAGCCAGAAUGAAGACUGGGGAGGUUUGUCUGAGGAUAUCUUAUGAUUAAGGCAGUCUAAAGCCUUAGCCUUUUGAUCCCCAUCCGUACGAUUGGUAACUACCAAAUCUACCAUUUUGGUGGCAUGGAUUACAUGGGUGCUUUGCAGAGAGGAGUUUUGCACGUGUAAAUGAAGCCCUUGCCUGAAAAGUAAAAAAGGGGAGCACAAAGGUGACUGGUGAUGGGCUUAACUCUCUGCAACAGUUG
Messenger RNA from Euleptes europaea (tarantolino), 747 nucleotides. RefSeq names its product adaptor related protein complex 1 subunit sigma 2 (gene AP1S2). Gene Ontology annotation, cellular component: AP-1 adaptor complex; intracellular membrane-bounded organelle; membrane coat. Gene Ontology annotation, biological process: intracellular protein transport; vesicle-mediated transport. Lineage: Eukaryota; Metazoa; Chordata; Lepidosauria; Squamata; Sphaerodactylidae. The transcript is spliced from 5 exons. The coding region runs from base 78 to 548 and encodes 156 amino acids. The record is from RefSeq and is a predicted model, not a curated record. Gene Ontology annotation, molecular function: clathrin-cargo adaptor activity.